AUGGCGUGGCGAGUCCAAAAUCAUGCCAUGGAUCUCUGCAUUCCCAGAGGAGAAAAUACUUUACUCUUGAAUAUUGAUGCUACCAAAGGAAACACGAUGUGCACCCAAAUACCCAGAAAAUUUUCCAGAGAUGAAGUUGUCAAAAUUCUUCCUGAUUCCUGGAUCACAAAUUAUGAAAAGUUAAGGGAACCAGAGGAAUCUCUGCAAUCAGGUGAACCAACUUUUACCAAAAGAAAUGAUAAAAUUGUUUCCAUAAGCUUUGACCAUUCCCAUCUCAAAAAACCCAAUAAAGCCAUCUUCUCUUGCCAAAUGAUUCAACCCAAAGAUAUAACAGAUACAUCCCCUGAACCUGACGGAGGGUUUUUCUGGAAUAUACAGUGCAUCAUGGAAGAACAUGACUGGUGUCAACAUUUUGACAAAGAAGGAAAAAGAAUUUGGUGGUUCAAAUGCCCCUUUACGGGACACUGCCCUUGGGAUCUUAGUUGCGACUGCCAAGACUGUUUGGAAGACUCAAUUGGGGAAUAUGAUGAACACCAUCUGCGUCAUUGGAAAAGAUUCGGCCUUAACAAGACCAAACCAACAUCCAAGAAAAAAGGGAAAACCACUAAAAAGCAAUUUCGAGCCAAAUAUGAAAAUAAAGACCCUUCAAUUGGCUCAUUAAGCGGUCUAGCCUCACAAAAUCUUAUUUAUUUCACCCAACGUUUAAAAGAAGAACAUGAUUUUGAUAUUGAAAAAAUGGUUUGGGAAAGGAAAGAUGCUCUUGUGGUGCAAAAACAAACCAAGAAAAGGCGAGAUCAUGGUAAAAGUUCAAAAGGGUCCAACCCCAAAAAUCUGAUGAUUUCUGACCAGAAGGCUCCAGACCUCUAUGUCUCCCAGCCAAGAAACAUAUCAGAAGAAGAACCCCCUGGUCGGAAUCUCUAA
Molecule: messenger RNA, 921 nt
Organism: Nicotiana attenuata
Lineage: Eukaryota; Viridiplantae; Streptophyta; Magnoliopsida; Solanales; Solanaceae
Exons: 2
Coding region: 1-921 (306 amino acids)
Source: RefSeq, a predicted model, not a curated record